Messenger RNA from Oncorhynchus mykiss (rainbow trout), 2490 nucleotides. Lineage: Eukaryota; Metazoa; Chordata; Actinopteri; Salmoniformes; Salmonidae. The record is from RefSeq and is a predicted model, not a curated record.
CUUCCAUAGAAACAAAACUGCACAGUAGCGCGAGCUGUCCACUGAGGUAUAAAAGAACGGAGCUGUCGGGCGGUGUUUGUGGGAUUGCAGAAACACGCUAGCCUCCCCCCUCAAAGACAUGAAACGGCUAUGCAUAUGUGAGAUCUGCAGCUGUGGACGCCAUCGCUGCCCCCACCAACCCACAGCUCUGUAUGGAAAGCCCAAUGUGACAUGUGUCCUGACCGAGUACACAGAGAAGUACCCCGCCUAUGGAAGAUACAACCCGCCCCAGAGCCUGAAACCAAAGCCUGUUAACCACGGUGACCGGGGGAGAAUGGAUGGAACUACUACAUUCAAGACUGACUUUAUUCCCUACGUGGUGACUCGACGCCCAGGGAAACAGCAGGCGGAGUACAAACCCAAACCUGGAGACAUAGAUCUGGGGACCACCUACAAACAGGACUACAGCCUUUAUGAGGUCCAACCCUUCGCCCCUUCCAGACCCAGCGAGAGGGUACGCACAACAGGGCACAAAAUGGAUACAGUGCCUACAUACAAAGAGGAUUUCCGACAGUGGGAGAUGUGCAAGCGGGAGCUGAAGAAACCCGACCUGACCUACCACCCGCCAGACGCCAAGUUCGACGGCCACACCACCUUCCAGGACGACUUCCUCUCCCGAGGCCUUGCCCCCAGGGAGAGCUUCAAGCCCUCCAGUAUCCCCAAAAUGUCCGAUACCCCCUUCGAUGGGGUGACCAGUAACCAGCAGUGCUAUGUGUCCCACCCUCUGGAGGCACGCUGGGUGAAGGCUCCAGAGCCCUAUAAACCCAGUAGCCAGCCCCUACAAGACCUCACCACCAACCGAAGAGACUACCAGGGCCUGCCAGGACAGCUGCCCCAGAGCUAUAAGCCUAACCCUGGAAAGGUGACGUCUGACGUUCCCUUUCAGAGCAGCACAGAGUUUAAGGAGCGUUUCCAGCAGUGGCCUGUGUCCCUGCCUCAGCUGCACAAGAGCCUGCAGUAUGUCAGCCCCACAGAGCACAUGGACAUGAGCACCACGUCUGGUUCAGUCUACGUCCAACACAACAUCCAGCCCUUCAUCUCUGCCAAGCCCUUCAAUCGGCCCACCAAGUCAUCAGCUCCCUUCCAGGUCUGCACCACCAUGAGGGAUGACUACCAGCCUUGGGAGGUCAAGAGACAGGCCAUGAUCAAGAAGCCUGAAGAGAUGCAGAGAGCCACCGGAAGGAUGGACCACCUCACCACUUUCAAGGCCCAUUUUACACCCCAUGAACUGCAGCCCAAUGUGAGCUUCAAGCCAGCUCACGCCCCCUUGAGGGCUGAUGCCCCAUUGGAGAGCGGCACCAUGUACAGCACAGAGUUCACCCCCAAGAGGAUCAGCAUUUGUCCAGCUAGCUACGACUCCCUGCCGGGCUUCGUGUUUGAGGACAGCGACGACAGGGGACACAGGUUCUACAGGAAGUUGCCAUCUAAGGACAUGAACAAGAUGGCUGCCGGCAUGGCGGUGGCUGUGGUGUCAUAACGUUUGACCAUGAUAUUUGGUGACCAAUGCUUUUAAUCUUAAAAAGAGCGUGUGAAGGCAAAUCUACUUUUGUUUGGUCUGUUAUGUUUUCAUUUUAUUUUCCUACUACCUGUAUAGUAAGUAUCAAUGAUGUGAUAAUCAAAUGGAACCAACAAUUAUGAACAAGUCACAAACAGGCCAUUAUAAAAUAAACUUCCCUGUAUUCUGGUUGAUGCUUUCCAUUGAAUAGUUGGCUAAUUUUUGUUUUACAAAUUUGCGAAUCAUUACAGCACUUCAUUUCUUAAUGAAAUAUCCUUGUGUCCAUGUGCCAAAUUCUGCAUCAAGUCACCAGUCACACAUUUAUUGAAAUUCUAACAAUGCAGAACUUUCAGGGUUAUUUUCAUGGUUGAAAGUGCAUAAGACAUACCGGAAACUUCAUUAUGAUUUUGCAGUGUGAUUUCAUUUGAAGGAGGCUUUUUUUUUUAAACUAGAGUUUAGAAAAAUAGUGGCCUCUUUAUAAUGCACAUUGUUGUAAAAAAGUUUCAUAAUCUGUCAGUGUGAUUUCAUGAGUCUUAUGGUCUCCCUCUGUGUGUGUUUAUAAUGAGUAUUACCAAACAAAAUAUCAGGUGAUCAAACUGUCUUUAUUAUCUUAGUAUGUUGUCUUUCUAGAGCAUUUCAACGUUUUGUUCCAUAAACAUCUUCAUGAUGUUCCUUCAGUCCAGUUAGGAUUCUACAAACGGUAUCCAUGUCAACACCCAAUGUUAUGGUAACGUAAUCGAUAUGUUGUCCUAAAUAUCAGUAGCAUUGAUUAUUGUCAGUGUGCAUUUGUUUGAGUGAGUGGCACUUGAUAAUGUAUCUGCAAAACACAUGACAUGUCUCUACAAAUCCUUGGUGAUUGUAGGUAAAUGCAUGAGAAUAAAACCAGAAGGGAAAGGUAUUAAACACCUGUGAUCCAACAACAGCAAGUGCUUAUUAAUAUACUGUAUGGUUUCUAU